Molecule: messenger RNA, 5874 nt
Organism: Seriola aureovittata
Lineage: Eukaryota; Metazoa; Chordata; Actinopteri; Carangiformes; Carangidae
Gene: kcnk4a
Product: potassium channel, subfamily K, member 4a
Exons: 8
Coding region: 962-2842 (626 amino acids)
Biological process (GO): potassium ion transmembrane transport; stabilization of membrane potential
Cellular component (GO): membrane
Molecular function (GO): potassium ion leak channel activity
Source: RefSeq, a predicted model, not a curated record
ACCAAAGUCCUUUCCCUUUGCCUCUUGGUCAUGAAGACAUUGUUGAGAAGGUACCGAAAGCUUUUAAGGAGCAGACUUAGAUCAAAGAAUCAAAGGGUGUAUUGAGGAGUUAGGCUUUCCAACUUUAGAGUCUGUUUUAUUUCAUGAUGCAAUUCCUCCUCAAGCACAAGAAAAAUUGUGUAGAUCAUAACUCUGACUUUGAAGAAACAAGUGUCUGUUUUUACUUCCCAAAAAGACAGAAGUUGGAAAGGCGAAGGAUUUACAGAACUAAGCCCCCCCACGUCCAGCUCAGGAAACUCCAGGCCCUCUGCUCUUCCUCUGCAGUGACGGUAGUUAAUCACACUCACUGCACUGUAAUGGACUUCACAGUCACUGACGCCUCGGCCCCUUCCUCCUCCUUCUCCUCCUCCUCCUCGUCCUCAUCCUCCUCCUCCUCCGAUCUGCUCUCUUCUGUCAGAGUGAUGUAGGGUCACGAGAAUAGGGAAACACCUUCCAAGGAGAAAACACACAUGCACUUUCACAAUAUACACACACACACAUGCCGAGCUCCUCGCUGAGUGUUGAGUGGUGACAUAUGGCACAUACUGCAUGAGGCGAACUUGGAUUGCAACAUUUCUCCAAUCUGAAGUUUUCAAAAGGCUUGUAGGAGAGAGAAAUGGACCCUCAAUCCUCCACUCCUGACUGGUCCUGAAGACACUGGCAAACCAGAGAGGAAGCAGAGGAGAAAUCUGCGAGAAAUAGUGAAGGGGAAAGAACAGUCAAAGAAUUCCCCGUCACCUGAUUUGUGGAGCUUUAACAUGGGAUGAGCUCCUGACAUUAGUGACUUAAGUACCUCUCUAAAGGAACUUCCUGUUUAUGGCCAGCUGUGCCCGACUGUAUCCUGACUGAGAGCCCGACCAGAUCCUGGCUUCUGAGAUCUGACCUCUAACCCUGGAGGGGCCGGGGGGUCGACAGGGUGAAAAUGCGGUACACAACCCUCUUGGCCCUGCUGACAGGGGUCAUGCUGUACCUGGUGAUGGGAGCGCUUGUUUUCCGCACCCUGGAGUUCCCCAAGGAGAGCUCAGCGUUCGAAGACCUGCUCAAAGCCAAGCAAAACUUCCUUGGUAAUAACUCCUGUGUCACAGAGCUGGACUUCCACAAUCUCUUGAAGGAAGUGGUGUCUGCGGUGGACGCAGGCCUGGAUGUGAGCAGCCUCCCUGCCAACUUCACCAGCCGCUGGGACCUGGCCUCUGCCUUCUUCUUCUGUGGUACCAUCAUUACCACCAUAGGCUUUGGGAACCUGUCUCCUCGGACAUGGUAUGGCCAGCUGUUCUGCGUGUGCUACGCCCUGGUGGGCAUCCCCAUGUUUGGCAUACUGCUAGCUGGAGUGGGUGACCACAUGGGCACAGUGCUUCGGAGAGCUGUGGCCAAGAUUGAGACCCUCUUCCUGGUGAGAAUGAAACGUAAGGUCAGGCCAACCACUGUGCGUGUGAUUUCAGCGGUUCUCUCCAUCCUGAUUGGUUGUCUUAUCUUCCUUGCCGUGCCGACAGUCGUGUUUCAGAAAAUGGAGGAGUGGUCGUUUCUGGAGUCACUCUACUUUGUGGUCAUCACUCUCACCACUGUUGGCUUUGGAGACUUCGUACCAGUUGGUGGUCCUGAGAGUGGCUCGUUCCUCAAGCCUCUGGUGUGGUUGUGGAUAGUGUUUGGUCUUGCCUACUUUGCCUCCAUCCUUACCAUGAUAGGCAACUGGCUGAGGGUGCUGUCUAAGAGGACCCGUGCUGAGAUGGAGGAGUUGAGGGCCCACGCCACAGACUGGACCCAGAACAUCCAGAACAUGUCCAUGGAUUUCCGGAUCCCAAACCCUCUGGAGUUCAACGACCCUUUCCUCCUGCAGCGCCGGCGCUGGAAACGCAGUGAGCGCCGUCGCAUCCGUCGGGGUGCCCAGUAUACUUUGGGACACUGGGUUCGAGGGGGAUCUGAGAAUGGACACCUGCCGAACCGCUGGCCCGGUCUCUCCAGCUCCAUGAGCCAGCUGGAGGCCCAUUCGUCUCUCGAGAGGGCGGAGGUGGCUAAGCCCAGGCCACGGGUCAGCGUUGCUGGGCCCGGAUUGAGGGUUAACCCUGAUGUGAGUCUGCAGGUGGAGGGCAGGUCCUUUCCUCACCUGCUGGCCCGCUCAUUCUCCCUCCCUGUGGCCCGCUCCACCUUGGAGCUGGACUCGGCAGGUGCAGCCAUGCAGGGAGAAUCUUUCUCUGGAUCCGAGUCUCCUUAUGACUCCAGAUCAGAGGGCUCCUCGGUCUCCUCGUCCUUCAUGGCGCUGCACCAGUUCCAGCACUACUGUGCCAUCAGCACCAUGGAGAGAGGAGGAACGAGAGCCGCAGACAUGGGCACAGCACAAGAGAAAGACAAACUGAUUCCAGCAGAGAAAUAUGGAUCUGUAGCAACCAAUAACCACAAACAUACACCUGCCCCUGGCUUUUGCACAGACACCUCCCCUCCUGCCCCACUUUUCCCUCCUUCCUUCCCCCCAAUCCUCCUUCCCUCCCCUCCCCUCAACACUGCCUCCUCAGCCAGCUGCCAGCUGCUGGAUUUCUUCGGGGAGAACCUGGCGUACAUCGACGAGUCCUCAGACACGCUGAGUGACCGUGCCCAGCCAGCAGCGAGCGAGGAGAAGAGGAGACGGCCACGAAAGCCCAAGAGGAGGAGCAUGAGGAGGCAGCUGUCACACAGGUGGAGCCCUCUGCGGGUGAGGAGGCUCAACAGUGACAUACAGCCACCAUCCAAUCCCCCUACACCACCUCCAGACUCUUCUCUUUCAGACCUACCCCAACCAGAGAAGCAGACAAAUUCAGCUCCUGCACUCUGACGACCGCCACACUCGCAACAUGGUGCCAAUGUCGAGACGUGACAAAAUGUAAAUAGUCCAAAACAAGACUGUGGGUUUACAGCACACCUGACACUCCUACCCACACACAACAUGCAUAGCAUAUCCGAAUCUCACUUUACAAGUCAGGUAUUUAUGGUUAGCCUUGCAAAGUCAGCCCACGAAUGUUGCUUUGUUACUUUGUGAUCUGGCAAAGCUCAAUAGACGUUUGCUCAGGUCAGGAAUCCCUUUAAAUAGACUGUGCAACAGAUGAUUUACAACGGCUUUCCUUCACAGAGACAACAACAUGAACAAAGCAUUUGUGACUCAAUAAAUGUUCUAUCAGCUAGUCUGUCCUGAGACAAAUAUGCCUUUCAAAUAAAGGAAUUAUAUUUUAUUUUGAAAUCGACCCCACCUGGUCAGGAACUUUAGAGGUUUCAGUAUUCAGUGAGUCACAUCAUUAUCCAGACAUCAUUAUACAUAAUUAACUUCUUUGUUGAUCUGGCUUUCAGUCACUGAGCUCAGUUGAUUCUCGGCAGACGUAUUCAUCAGUAAAUGUCAGAUUUAAGCUGGCUUUGUGAGGCUAACUUUUAGCGACUGACUAAUAGCUUUAAAUUGAGCGCAGGGCUUCCCACAGUGUUUUUCAGCUGAGGUGGGCCUCCUCGCUUGAAACAACACCACUUCUGCUAAUGUCAGAAAAAUUAAUGCACUUUUAGGAAAUAUAAAAUUAAAAGGGAAAAAGAACAGGGAAAGAGUAAAAGAAUGACUUUAUACAGCAAAUGCCAUAUAUAUUAAUAAGUGCAACUGUUGUUUAGGCCGUCAUCAACUAACUAAACUGAUCGUAAGCCUCGAUGCGUCAGGUUCUGGGUGGCUUACCACCUUGGCUAAAAAAAUUCCCGGGGGAAAACCCUGCAGUGGGUGGAGGAACUGAACCAAAACAACAGUACAUCAGUAUCAAAGCACAACAGGGCCAUUAUUCACCCUCAGACCAGUGUCUGUUGUCUGUGUAAUGCCGUCAAACAAGUCCUGCCUUGAAAACUCAAGAUUGAAACUGUCCAUUUGUUUGAGGGAUAAAACAGGCGGCGAACUACUUCCCUUAAAGGUUCUUUGAUCUGCUGCUUCAUGAAAUGUCUCUUGAAUGUUUUAAGUGUUAAAAAGGGUAAAAAAAAAUAAUCAGUCAGACCAAGUUACAGUCCACUGCUUUGUGUUGAAACGUUUGUGAUCCUUACACCAUGAAGAGCAUCUUUGUGUGCUCACUUUGGAUAUAAGUGGUCAGAGCUUUUAAAGCAAUGCUAAGGUUAUAUUUAUGUUUGUGGUGUUUAACAUCUGUACGAUCAAAUGUCCUUCAGUCAUUGUUGGCAAGAUUCUGCUUGUGACCACGUUUUCUCUUGGCUGACACAGUUUUUAAUGGGUUUUUAUCAUUUUUAAAGACUUGACCUCUUUGCCACAUAAAUAACCAUGCAGGUUUGUAAACAUCUGUACACGCUUUUCAAGUGCUGUUUGUUCUCAGCUGAACUCUAGUUCCUCAUAUUGUCUUACAGUGACACAUUGUGGUGAUGAUUAUCAGACCUCUUAACACACACUGAUAUUUGACACUAACAUGGCUCGUCUGUGCAGAUGCCUGUUAAAAAAAAAAUCAUUAUAACUGUUUUCUUAAAGGUUCCAUGUGGAGUUUUUAAAGGUUAUUUUAUUUAUUGAAUUUUUUUCUAAUGAGUGGGUCCGUCUUACUUUGCACUUGAUGACACAAUACACAUCCAGCCAAUGACUUCAUACUAUUCCACUGAUCAACAGGUCACAGCUCAUCACGUGAAAGAAGCACUCUAAUGCGCCGAUAGAGGCGGCGAAGAAGACUGCAAGCUACUAAACCUGCAUGUAAACAAUGCAGAUGUCAAACAUUUAAGAGAAAAACAAGCUUUGCAAAUGUUUUACGAGGGAGGUUUGUUAGACUUCAGGGAUACACACAAUGCCAUUUGGUGCGUAACAGUGAAGGUAAACAAAAACUUUUGCCUGGAAGAAAACUCCGCAGGGCACCUUUAAGUUGUACAAAGCCUGUAGCGCCUAUGAAGUGAUGCUGGGUAUUUUUAAGUGUGUUCACACUGGAAAAAGUGACAGAAUUUCGUACAUGCAAAACAGUGAUGGUGGGACAGUUCCAGAAAGAUCUUUGAAGACACAUUUCUCUUUGUAAACUUCAACUGGCAUUUACAUUUUGAAAAUGCAUUUUGAUUGAUGUAUUGUUUCCUUAGUAUAUAAUGGUAAAGUAUGUUAAUUUCUUAAUAAUAACCCAAAUAAGAGUAAAGUUUAGUUUAUAGUACACACUGUAUACAGAUAGUAUAAAGCAUAAAAUUGGGACACAGUCUGUUAUUCCUAAACCUCUGUAAACCACUGGAGAGCGGUGGAUGUGAAAUGACCUGAUUCCUGAACUCUGAAAGCCCUGGAUGAACCCAGCUCUUGGUUACUCAGAACCAGGAGUUACUACAUGAGGCUGUCGUGGCAUUAUGCCCUCUGCCAACGCCAAAAUAAGUAACUGACUGAAUCCACACUCAAAUUCAGGCUCCCAUAUAUUUUGUAAUUUGUUGACAGAGGGCUGGAAAGAGAAGGAUAUUCACAUGGUACUGUACUGGUGAGCUGACCAUGGUCCAUCAACUAUAUUGUCAUUAUGAGUCUGAUCCCUGACCCACAUGAAGGAUGUUUUUUCCUCUUUCUCUACGUUUCUUUUAAUCCUUCUUUGUAAGCAAUAAAAAAAGAAGGUGGAGAGUCAGGAUAUUUGAAUUGUGUCUCGCUGAUGACUCAUCAGUUUCAGACUAAAAAUGUUGCCUUAAACUCUAAACUAAAAUUUCAGACAGGGCACACGGUUAAGUGUAACUUAAAUCGACAGCCAGUGUGGCGCAAAAUAAUUUACACAUGUACAACAGUUAGAGUGGAAUUUGCAGACUUCUUACAUCUGUUUGCUAAAUGUGUCUUACUACUUAAUGCCUUACUACAACUUUCACAUUUGCUUUGCUAAUCCAAGUAAUAAAUUGAAAAGUGAAUUUAAA